Messenger RNA from Vicia villosa (hairy vetch), 549 nucleotides. RefSeq lists its product as uncharacterized. The transcript has a single exon. The record is from RefSeq and is a predicted model, not a curated record. Bases 1 to 549 code for a protein of 182 amino acids. Lineage: Eukaryota; Viridiplantae; Streptophyta; Magnoliopsida; Fabales; Fabaceae.
AUGGAAUGGUGUAAUCAAAGCACGGCUAUCAAGUAUCUAUUCAAAUAUAUCCACAAGGGAUUUGACAAAAAUACUGCAUCAUUCGUAAAUGCUCCGCGUCAACCAUCCCGUCGUUACAAUAACAUUGAUGAAAUACAUCAGUAUCUCUACUAUCGAUAUGUGUCCCCGUGUGAAGCUGCAUGGAGAUUAUUCGGCUACAAGAUUCAUGGGAGGAAGCCAGCCGUUGAACGUAUGUUUUUCCACCUUAUUGGUGAAAAAUUGCUAUUUUACUCAGACUAUGACCGAAUGGAAAAUGUAUUGGAAAAGGCAAGCGUAACGAAAUCCAUGUUUUCUUCAUGGUUAAUUGCAAACGAGACUUAUGACCAUGCAAGGGAAUUGACGUACGACCAAUUUGUGACAAUGUUUGUCUACCACAAGAGACAGAGAAUGUGGAUGCCUCGGAAAAAGGGGGUUUACAAUUGGCGGGUUAAUUUGGGUGCCUCCAUCUACCGGAGAACUAUAUUAUCUACGGAUGAUGCUAACGGUCGUGAAAGGACCUAUGACAUAUGA